Molecule: messenger RNA, 2115 nt
Organism: Chara braunii
Lineage: Eukaryota; Viridiplantae; Streptophyta; Charophyceae; Charales; Characeae
Source: the annotation of a GenBank genome assembly
GAGCCGACCCACACCUACCCACUCCGCUCUCGCGGUCCCCUCCCUCUCACCGGUGGUCCUCUAUCCCCAUACCACAACCCAUAUCUCCCCCCMCCUCCCACCAUGCCUACCUCUCUCCCUCCACCACCCACGGACAUGGGUAUAGUGGAGGAGAUCGUUGUGGCGCCGUCCACCUCUCAGGCGUCCACCCUCCCGACGGUCUAGGGUCAACACGGUAUGGACCCCACGGACCUUCGCGCUGUUCUUGCGUCCCUCCUUGCACCUCUAGAAGCGCGACUCGAUGCGCUUGUACCCCUGGAGACGCAAGUCAAUGCGCUCGCCCUUGAAGUUAACCGACUCAAGGGUUCCCCUCAUCGCUCCCCCCACCGCUCCCAGACCCCAUCGCCGACCAGCUCGGCGUCUGGCUCUCCACGACUCCAGAGACGGAGACGUGGCGGUUCGUCCUCCUCUGCGGGCCAGGCCCAGCACACCCCCGCCCCAGUGGUGAGUGUUGCUGCUGCCCAGACCACACCGUCUGUUGCGGUACAGGCAUCGGUUGCCGCCGCCGCCCCCGUCGCCCCUGCCGCUUCGGCCACUGCCGGCUGUGCUGCCGCCCAGAUACCGACGUCUGGCCAGGCAGUCUCAUCUACCCACCCCGGUGCUGCAUCACAGCUUCCUGCACCGAUCAUCACGCCACUUCGGCUCGGAGCUCUUCCUCUCCCUGCUAGGACACUCCCUCCGCCUCCUCCACCCCCGACCCCGCGCACCCUGCAAGUGGCUACCUUACAAGCCACUGUGGCCCAUCUCCAGGCGGAGAUUCUCUCCCUUCGGCAGCCUCACCCUUCACAGGCUGCGCACCCUUCUUCUUCUUAUACCGUCCCUACCACCACUGUCUUACCSGCUCGCUUCCCUCGACAGCCUCCCCCCCCACUACCCUACUACCUUGCUACUCCGUCACAGUCGGCUGCAGCCGUUACCUCCACGCCUGCUGGACCUUCCACCAGCGGCCCCGGCUCACAGCCAGCCUCCACGUCCACCCCUACACCGGCUCCAACAUCUACCUCUGCACCGGCGCCGACACUUGCCGCCGUAGUGCAGACCCAUCAGCCCCUCUCUCCUCGCCGCCACCACAGCGGUCCCACCCUUGUGCGUCUGUCGGACAUCCCCGACUUCGAUGGUACGAUGCGUGUGACUCAUUGGUUGCAGGCUGCCACACGCGCACUGACACUGACUAACACUAGUCAGGACUUGUGGUGCUCCGCUCUCGCAACUAAAUUGCGAGGCAGCCCGUUCUCCGCGUGGGAGAACUAUUUUGCCCAUCGUGCUCGUGCAGGUGAGGCGCCCACCCUCGAGGAGUUCACCGCGUUCCUCCACGACCGCUACGGCACCCUCCAUGAUACGACCGACGCCAUARAUCGGGUCACCCAGACGCAGUGGCGCGGAUCCUCCGCACCCUCCGACCUCGAGCAUCACAUCCRGGUGUUUCAGGAUGCCCGCCUCAUUUGCGAUGAGGCACUCCUACCUGAGGUCCUUCUGACCAACAGGUUUGUAGUCAGUCUCCCGACUGAUUACYGUAUCGAGCUCUGGCGACAGMGCUUCGCCUCUGCCGAGCAAGCCUUCGAGGCUGCUCGACAGUACCAGAAGAUGCGGAACCGCUUCUCCGACACCCAUCUUCUUCGCGAUCCACCGCCGCCGCCACCCAGUCACGUGGUGCUACCCGCGGUCGAUCCUCCUUCGCUGGCCGGUUUCGCUGACCCGCCCGACCUGGAGCGUCGUUCUCCCGGCGCUACAGUUCUCUGGAGUACGGCGAGGACGCCUCGGCCGAGUCUGACCCUGCCCUUGGGGACGCCCCUGAGGACAUUGAGCUACGAGACGUCGUCCAGUAUCACUUGGAUGACGACACAGUUCCGAUGGCCGAGCGUUUGGCRCUGGCCAUGUCUGCCAUGGGUCGUGCUCGUAGUCAGGUUGCACAGGCUGGCGCCCGCACACCACGGUCCCUCAGAUAGACCUCCCGCAGGGUUAUGUCCCUCCUCGCGGAGCCCUAUCUCCUGAGGAGCGUGCAGCCCUCGAGGCCCGGCGCGGCUGCCUUCGUUGCCGCCUGGAUGGACACACGUCCUCACGGUGUCCAUACCAUAC